CAGACGAGAUCUGGCAGCGCGAGGUUCUGCAGGGAGAAAGAAGGUCUGUGAGGUGUAUAGAGUUGUGCCGGUAUCAACUGUUUCUGCCGCGUGGCUGUUUGCUAAUUUUUUUUCUUCCUUUCGGCUUCCAAAUUCAGAAACUACAGUUUGAAGCGAAAACAAAAGCUAUUGGAACUUUCUGUUGUUGAUUGUCUUGAAACCUAAACCAUCACUAGUACAACAGCUGCAGCAGUAUAAAAUGUUUGAAGGAUCACAUCAUUCGGCGUUAGCUAGACAAAUUCGUCACGCUCUGAUCACCCUCGUCGUCCUCACCUUGACCUUGCACCUGGCCACCGCGCGCGCCUCCACCAGCCUGGAGUGCAACCCCCGCAGCGCCAAGAUGAGCUGUCUGAUGGGCUGUUUCGGCUGCUUCGAGGCCUUCGGUGUGGAGCUCUACGACAUGGCCGCAUGUUGCCGGGACUGCCGGCUGACCAACGCGGAGAUUAUCGACGACGGGCCGUCCCGAUGUUCACGAGACUACAUCCGCCGCAGCUGGCUCAAGCGUAUCGGGUGAA
Molecule: messenger RNA, 554 nt
Organism: Physella acuta
Lineage: Eukaryota; Metazoa; Mollusca; Gastropoda; Physidae
Source: RefSeq, a predicted model, not a curated record